AUGGCAACAAAAGCAAAAGAGAGUACUAUAGUUGGGAAGGAGAAGAAGGCCCCAUCUUCAAAUUCUCACGUCACAAGCACCAAAAGGACCAAUAAACCAUCCACAGCAACAACUAGCUCCACUACUAAGGCUAACACAAGCCCAUCAGAGAAAAACAUCCCCAACUAUCUCAAACCUACAAUAAGCUCAAGCCUUGACCAGCCCAAGAGUGAUGCUACCAAAAAACCACCUCCAAACAGAAGAAGAUCUUUGGACAAACCACUAUCAUCUCCAAACUCAACAAAACAAAAUCACCCUUCUCUUUCAAGACUACACAAAGCCCUUGUGUCACCUAUACCACUUCGAUCUUCCAAUGUUGCACUUAAAAGCAAUAACCUUUCAAAACCCAUUUCAGAUAGGACCUCAAAGACUCCCAGUGAUGUAAAACCUAGGACACUGUUUGCAAAAAGUGCAAAGAAGAGCACCCCUAGUCUUUCUACUCCUACCAGCACUAAGAAGAAGGUAGCUAAUGAUCAUGCUUCUGCUGACUCAACAAACGCUGCAAAGAGCACUACAGAAGCGUCAGAUAUUGAAACUGAGGAAGUUAAAGAAGUUACAAAUCAAGAAGUUGAAGUAAUAAAGGUAGAAAAUGAAGAAGAACACGAGAUUGAACAUGUAUCUGAGGUUUCACUGUCACCUCAUGUUCACACUGAAUGUGAGCUUGAACGUGGUCAUGUGCUUGAGGAGUCUGAUAUACAUCAUAAUCAAGCUGAUAAUGAGAAGAUCAUUUCUACAGUGUCAGAAGAAGAAGCAGAGAAAGAGCCACAAGGCGAAAAAGCUGAAGAUGAACAUAAAGAGGAAGAGAACACAAACCAAGGUGAAAGCAAAAGUAAUGAGAGUCAAAUAGAAGAGCAUUCUGCAGCUGAAGAUGAACAUAAAGAGGAAGAGAACACAAACCAAGGUGAAAGCAAAAGUAAUGAAAGUCAAAUAGAAGACCAUUCUGCAGCUGAAGAAGAAGUUGCCAUCAAUGAAAAAGAAGAACAUGAAGGUGGGGUUAUACACAAAAGUGAGAACAAGAACAAGGAUGAGGCAAUGGAAAAGAAGGAAGCAGUUGAAGAAGGAGUGAGUGAAAGAGUUGAAGAGGUGAAGGCUGAAGCAACAUCAUCAAAGAAACAAUUAACAACAGGGGGAAAAGGUAAGAAAGAGUCUCAGGUAUCAAAUGAUGUGAUCGAAGAGACUGCAAGCAAGCUUUUGGAGGAGAGGAAGAACAAGGUGAGGGCUUUGGCCGGGGCAUUUCAAACUGUCAUUGAUUAUCAAACUCCUUCCAAAUGGGAACAAGAAUAG
Gastrolobium bilobum is the source of this 1323-nucleotide messenger RNA. RefSeq lists its product as uncharacterized. The record is from RefSeq and is a predicted model, not a curated record. Bases 1 to 1323 code for a protein of 440 amino acids. Lineage: Eukaryota; Viridiplantae; Streptophyta; Magnoliopsida; Fabales; Fabaceae. Gene Ontology annotation, molecular function: calmodulin binding. The transcript has a single exon.